CCGACCUUACACACGGCACUGUCGCCUCUUCUUCCCUCGAAGCGGAACUGUCUUCUGUCUCUUCGCCUCGAUGGGGUGUUUAAUCACGUCGCCUUCCGAGUCAUCCCCGCUCAAUCUCACGCGAGGGAACCCCUACUCGAGCUAUCGAAACGUCAGCAAUCGCAAUCAGCCCACAAUGUUCGGGGGCCUCCUAUUUGGGUUCCGGUCACUUGGCUUUAGUAAUGGCUUCAGCGUCGCGGGAUUUCAUCUACAUUUUCUCUCCGACGAUUGCAAUGCGGGCGGACAUGUUACCAGGUUGGAGGCAUGGGACGCGAAGCUCUCGGCGGCGGUGAUCAAGGAGUAUCGGGUUAGGAUACACCAGGAGGAGUCCCAUGAGGUCCCGAUUGGUGACCGGGCGAUAAAAGUAAAUACGCGCUGCUGAGGGAUAAUGAGUUCUUUGAGUCUUGACUUCCGAUAAAGUACUGAUGCGUCUCAAACUGGUCGGUCAUCCUCGCAAUCUCUGUUGACUCGAACCACUUGCGGAAGCUAAUACCCGUGGCUCUAGUACUGCUAUUCAUCCGCCGUUUCGCCUGUUACCAUCCCUUCGCCACCACCGCGUUGGACAUGACACAACAUUAUCACCUUCAGCCGAUAUAUACGUUACACAUAUACGCGGCCACAGGGGUGAUCUAGCUGAUCCAAGCGCACCCCGCCAUGCUGAAAUCAUGCACAGGAUCCCCGACAGAAUCUCCAAAAUACCAUGCGUCCUGCCGCAUCGUGGCGAUUCUCACGAUGACAUUCUUCAGCCAGCGAGUGGGGCACCUCCAGCGGUGACGUCGGGACAUUAUUAAUCGUCUCCAAAGAUUUUCCUCAAAACUUCCCUCCCC
Molecule: messenger RNA, 866 nt
Organism: Aspergillus alliaceus
Lineage: Eukaryota; Fungi; Ascomycota; Eurotiomycetes; Eurotiales; Aspergillaceae
Exons: 1
Coding region: 71-421 (116 amino acids)
Biological process (GO): acetoin biosynthetic process
Molecular function (GO): acetolactate decarboxylase activity
Source: RefSeq, a predicted model, not a curated record